Pseudophryne corroboree (corroboree frog) is the source of this 3272-nucleotide messenger RNA. RefSeq names its product PDLIM1 interacting kinase 1 like (gene PDIK1L). Lineage: Eukaryota; Metazoa; Chordata; Amphibia; Anura; Myobatrachidae. The record is from RefSeq and is a predicted model, not a curated record. The transcript has 3 exons. Gene Ontology annotation, biological process: protein phosphorylation. Gene Ontology annotation, molecular function: protein kinase activity; ATP binding. Gene Ontology annotation, cellular component: nucleus; cytoplasm. Bases 215 to 1285 code for a protein of 356 amino acids.
ACCCUUCCUUUCAUACCGGAGGAUGGAGCUGCUCUGCCCUCCAGUCUGACGCCGCCAGCGCUGUGACGCAACCUGUGACGCGGCCAAGGAAUACGAAAUGUCGAGCAGCGGUGACGUUUCAAACGUCACCGCUGCGCGACUUUCGCAGUGCCGGGCGGUUGGGGCAUCUUGCCGUGAGCCCGAGCAAUAAAGCGGGGGAGAACACUGCCGGCCUAUGCCACCGCACAGUUUUAUUGGUAAAAGCGAACUCAUGGGGAACAUGAAGAUGGUCAGCAGCCAGCCCAAGUAUGACCUGAUAAAGGAGGUGGGCCGUGGCAGCUAUGGGGUGGUGUAUGAGGCAUUAGUUCGCAGGACAUGUCAGCGAGUAGCGGUGAAAAAGAUCCGUUGCCAGGCACCAGAAAAUGUUGAGUUGGCUCUGCGUGAGUUUUGGGCUUUGAGUAGCAUCCAGGGCCAACACCCCAAUGUAAUUCACUUGGAGGAGUGUGUUUUGCAGAGAGAUGGCACAGUACAGCGCAUGUUACAUGGAUCCAGCUCCGCACUUUAUCUUCCGUUGGUGGAAACCUCUCUGAAAGGUGAGAUUGCCUUUGACCCACGCAGCACAUAUUGUCUAUGGUUUGUGAUGGAUUUCUGUGAUGGAGGGGAUAUGAAUGAAUACAUCUUAACACGAAGGCCAAGUCGUCGAACUAACACCAGCUUCAUGCUUCAGCUAAGUAGUGCCCUUGCAUUCCUACACAAGAACCAAAUAAUUCACCGAGACCUAAAGCCUGACAACAUUUUGGUGUGCAAAUCCCGGGAUGGUAUAGAUGAACCUACCUUGAAGGUGGCUGACUUUGGACUGAGCAAAGUAUGCUCCAGCUCAGGGCUGAACCCAGAAGAACCAGCCAGUGUCAACAAAAGCUUUUUAUCUACAGCUUGUGGCACGGAUUUUUACAUGGCGCCUGAGGUAUGGGAAGGUCACUACACAGCAAAGGCAGACAUUUUUGCACUGGGGGUGAUUCUGUGGGCUAUGCUGGAGCGUAUAACUAUUAUAGACCAUCACACCAAGAAAAGGCUGCUUGGGGGCUAUGUUCAACGGGGUACUCAAGUUGUUCCAGUAGGAGAGGCACUACUGGAGAACCCUAAAAUGGAACUCGUGCUUCCCGUAAAGAAAAAGUCCAUGAAUCGAUGCAUGAAACAGCUGCUGCUUCAAAUGCUUUCAGCCAACCCUCAGGAGCGGCCAGAUGCCUUUCAACUUGAACUGCGGCUUAUUCAGAUUGCCUUCAGAGACUACACGUGGGAAACGUGACAUCCAACCAUAACAAGUAGUAGAAAAAGCAGAACAAAGGUGUUGGGGUUUGCAGGGAAGUUUGCUAUGGUUACUGGGUAUUUUUAAGUCACAUGACCAGCAUGGUGACUCCAAUAUACAGUACUUGUACCUGUAAAAGUUAAACAUAUGUAAUGGUGUAUCUUACCAUACUUAUUUUACCUCUCUGAUAUUCCCUCCUUUCAUAUGAAAUGUCUGGAGCUGGCUGCAUUACUGCAUCUGUGGUAUCAGGGGACAUGUAAUUUAAGAUCCCUAUAGGUUUCCCCUACCAUUACUAUUGUGUAAAACUUCCUGGAAGAAUUUGGGUAUACCUCCUACAGGGCUGCUAUCAAAUUUACUCUCCCAUGGAAACAGAGGGAUUUAAUUUAACAUUGCACAUUACAAUGGGAUUACUAGACUUCCCAAAGAAUGUAUGUGUCCAUCUGCUGCUGCGUGACUAGACUGUGAUUCCAUGGAUCACUCUGAAUGUGUAUUUAUUAAUACAAAGAUGAAUUUUGCCCCCUGUCACUAUAGACAUCUACAUUUUGGUAAGUAGUCUGUUAUCAGUUUAGUUAAAUAUUGGGAGUCUGUCUUGUCCACCUCUAAGACUCCUACUUACAUCCUGCGAAUACUAAGGGCCCAAAUGUAAUAUGGGGCCUAAUUCAGACCUGAUCGCUGUUGUGUGAAAACUCGCACAGCGGACGAUUAUCGAAUGACUGCCUAUGCACUGCAAUGCGCAGCCGUGAGCCCAAACAGCAACAGAAUGCUGCGAAAAUUUUGAUCGCUAGGCGUACACAAGGUGAUUGACGGGAAGCUGAUGUUUGUGGGUGGUAACUGGCCAUUUUCAGGGAGUGUCGGGGAAAAAUGCAGGCAUUCCCAAGCGUUUUCUGGGCGGUUGUGUGACAUCCGCUCUAGUCCCGAAUAGCCUGACUAUUGCACUGUAGGAGUAAAUUCUGGGCUACGCACAGACUGAAAAAUCAUUUGAUGGUGAGUGAGUUCCAAACAGAUUUGCAGCUGUCCGCUGUCUGGCGAAGUUUUCGUACGACGUACACAUGCAUUCGCACACUUGCACAAGGCGGGUUUUCACUGUAUUGGCAAAGACUAUCUGAUCGCAACCCUCUGUAAAUUUGCAGACGAGCGAUCAGGUCUGAAUUAGGCCCAUGGUUUGAGAUUGAAGUACAGAUAUUUCUUCAGUUUUGCUGGAGUAUUUAAAACCAUAAUGUUUGUAAAGGCAUGAUCAACCUGGUAUUGACUUAAAUACUGCACUUUUUCAAACUCUGGGCCCUAUUACAUUUGUCAUUAGAUGUGUUGCCAUAAACCUUUAUUAUUGACACCUGGAGACUGGUUUUGGUAUGUGUCCUUGUCUUAUGACAAUGUGAAAAUCUUUUCAUACUUGCAUGUAAAUACUUCAGAGCCACCAUCUAAGACAUAGGUUCUCAAACUCGGUCCUCAGGACCCCACACAGUGCAUGUUUUGAAGGUAACCCAGCAGGUGCACAGGUGUAUUAAUUACUCACUGACACAUUUUAAAAGGUCCACUGGUGGAGCUAAUUAUUUCACUUGUGAUUCUGUGAGGAGACCUGCAAAACAUGCACUGUGUGGGGUCCUGAGGACCGAGUUUGAGAACCCGUGAUCUAAGAUAUUCAACUCCCCUGUGAUGCUGGAACAGAAUUCAUAUGGGUAAAACUUUUCAAUAGUUUUGCUCACCCACUGUGUGCUACUGAAAAGACGUCUGCCUGCUCAUUUCCAGAAUUCUAGAAGUGUGAAGGAAGAAAAAUAAAUGUCCCUAUGUCUCUGAAGCUUUAAAAAUAAACCAUACAAUUUUUCACAUAAUAUACUUCAUUGCUUUUAUUAAAAAAAUUUUUUAUAAUAAAUGAUACAAUUACAAUAUGAGAACAGAUGGGGAAUUGCGAUUAAACAUAUAAGUUAUUGUGAAAUGUUUGCUGUUGAAUAAAUUGUGAAUAGAAUAAAUGCAGCUUGUGUGCCUGUGA